This is a messenger RNA of Vicia faba (fava bean), 465 nucleotides long. NCBI's taxonomy places the organism in Eukaryota, Viridiplantae, Streptophyta, Magnoliopsida, Fabales, Fabaceae. The record is from the annotation of a GenBank genome assembly.
AUGUAUCGAUUAUAUUUCCUUACAAAUAAUCUCAGAUCUUUAUCAUCUAAAUUCUCUUCAUUGCUAGAUUCACUAUCAUUAGUGGGUUCAUCCCUUGAGGACUUUGAGCUUGAAGCAUUGAGAAUUUUAUACUUCAAGACUUCCUCCUUAACAACCCUUUUUUCCUUUUUCUAUUUCUCAAGCUUCUUUUCAUGUUUAUCCAAGAAAUUGAGUUCUUGCUCGUGUUCUUCUAACAUUCCAAACAAGGCAGUGAGAUUAAGUGUUGCAAGAUUCUUGGCUUUCUUGAUUGCGGUGAUCUUUGGUUGCAAAUUCCUAGUAAGAGAUCUCAAUAACUUGUUAGUAGCAAUAACAUUGAAAAUAAGAUUACCUAGUAAAUUUAAAAGAUUAAAAGAUGUGAGAACAUAUUUUGAAUUUGAGCAAUGGUUUCCCCUUGCUUCAUGCAAAAGAGUUCAAACUCUUGAUUAA